Histoplasma mississippiense is the source of this 810-nucleotide messenger RNA. RefSeq names its product proteasome component PRE6. The record is from RefSeq and is a predicted model, not a curated record. The coding region runs from base 1 to 810 and encodes 269 amino acids. Gene Ontology annotation, biological process: ubiquitin-dependent protein catabolic process. NCBI's taxonomy places the organism in Eukaryota, Fungi, Ascomycota, Eurotiomycetes, Onygenales, Ajellomycetaceae. The transcript has 5 exons. Gene Ontology annotation, cellular component: proteasome core complex, alpha-subunit complex; proteasome core complex; nucleus.
AUGGCUUCUGGAUAUGACCGAGCGCUUUCAGUCUUUAGUCCUGAUGGCCACGUUUUCCAGGUAGAAUAUGCUCUCGAAGCUGUCAAGAGAGGAACAUGUGCUGUCGGCGUAAAGGGCAAGGACAUCGUCGUCCUAGGCUGUGAGAAACGCUCCGCCAUGAAACUGCAGGAUACACGCAUCACACCCUCCAAGCUCUGCCUGCUCGAUAACCACGUCUGCCUCGCUUUCGCAGGCCUCAAUGCCGAUGCCAGAAUCCUAGUCGACAAAGCCAGAUUAGAAGCCCAGUCACAUCGUCUUACCGUGGAGGAUCCCGUCACCAUCGAAUAUAUCACCAAAUAUGUUGCUGGGGUGCAGCAGCGAUAUACGCAGAGUGGUGGCGUACGGCCGUUUGGCAUUAGUACGCUGAUUGUGGGUUUUGACCAUGGCGAUGAUGUCCCGCGUCUGUACCAGACAGAGCCUUCGGGAAUUUAUUCGGCUUGGAAAGCAAACGCAAUCGGCCGCUCGAGCAAGACUGUGCGAGAAUUCUUAGAACGGCAUCACAAAGACGAUAUGGACAGGGAGGCAACGAUCCAGCUGACCAUCAAGUCGCUGCUGGAGGUUGUACAGACGGGGGCUAAGAAUAUCGAAAUCGCCAUAAUGGCGCCUGGGAAGACUAUGGAACUGCUCCCGGGCGAUCAGAUUGAGGCAUAUGUCAAGAGCAUAGAGACGGAGAAGCAGGAGGAGGCUGCUAAGAAGAAGACGGGACGGACUCCCGGGACAGGAACCGCGGCCAUAUUAACGCGAGGCGGAGGGGAGGGGUCAGACAGCUGA